This is a messenger RNA of Trichoderma asperellum CBS 433.97, 804 nucleotides long. RefSeq lists its product as uncharacterized. The record is from RefSeq and is a predicted model, not a curated record. NCBI's taxonomy places the organism in Eukaryota, Fungi, Ascomycota, Sordariomycetes, Hypocreales, Hypocreaceae.
AGCGAGCGCUGCGGACCUACGCCUCAUUUUGACAUGCAAAAAGACUGAACUCAAGACGACAAUAUCUGGCAUUGUCCAAGACCAAUUGACACCCAAAAAGAAGGGCUUCUGACUUGUUUUGCCCUCAUAAUUCCUCAUUGCCUAGUAUUCAUUUUCCACCUUUCUCAACUUUAAGUGAGACUCAUAAAAGUUAGCCAUCAUGUCUGCAGAAGAGAAGCCCAAGGACCUGGACAACAACAACCCUCCGGAUGAAGAGCAAGAAGAUCAAGAACAGCACUCUGGCGUCGAGAACGAGGACGAAGGAGACCAGCAGCAGGAUGGGCAAAACGGUGAUCUGAGUGAAGAUAAGUCAGACGACCAAGAUCAGGAUGACAACGAGCCGGCAACACCACCGCCUCAGCCAGAGCGCAAACAGUCCGGCGGCGGCGGCAGCCGCGAGAGGCAGCAGACUCAAACCCAGACCAAGCCUCGCCGGAGGAGAAGGGCCCCCUUCCAACGCCAGGUGGAGGAUAUGGACGACGAACAAGACAGGGGACAGAUGAUACCACGCCAGGACCAGCAGCAACAGAUGUUGUAUCAGCAACAGCAGCAGCAGCAGAUGAUGCAACAACAGCAACAGAUGCAGCAGCCCCAAAAGGACGGUGGCAAGAAGGACCCUCUCAAGCUGCGACUCGAUCUGAAUCUGGAUAUUCAGAUUGAGCUGAAGGCAAAGAUCCACGGCGACUUGACACUAGCUUUGCUUGAUAUGGACUAAGUGGUGGACUAUAUCAAAUCGAUUUUCGUCUGGCGGUUUUUAUUGAAACU